Drosophila bipectinata is the source of this 1316-nucleotide messenger RNA. RefSeq lists its product as uncharacterized. Lineage: Eukaryota; Metazoa; Arthropoda; Insecta; Diptera; Drosophilidae. The record is from RefSeq and is a predicted model, not a curated record.
AAUUCAUUGAUCCAAAAUUGUCAUAGUGAUUUUAAUUUGUCGGUUGUGGCCAUGAAAGUACCGCGUACCCCCGACUGGGUGACCUCCCUCUCCGUGGACCAGGCCGUCCAGUCCAUGCUCGAGAGCGGGGAGCGCAUCCUGGCCGUUCUGCCAAGUGUCCACCUCAUCCAAUUUCGUAACUGCACGGUCCUACUGCCGAUCCGUGUCAAGGUCGAGCUAAAGGACUUCUCAGUGAAGAAGCUGUCCUUUAUUUUGAAAGCCCAGCACGGCAGAAACUUCCAAGCCAAAAUAAUGAGCCAGUUGAAGCUGUUCCUGCGAGAGCACCAUAUGUAUCACACAGUUCUGCCCAAAUUCGAAGAGCUUUACAAAAAUGCGGGAAAGAAAAUACGCUUCGGCCCCAGGGCCUUCAAAAUGGACCACCCGAUCGGGGUGCACUACAUUCUCUUGGAGGAUCUAAAAGCCGACGGCUACAAGAACGCAGUGCGAUCCGAUGGCUUCAACCUGAAGUGCCUGAAGCAGGUCCUCAAGAAGCUGGCCCAGUUCCAUGCCGCAUCGGUGGUCUACGUGGAGAAGCACGGCAUGUUCGGCCAUCUACUGACACAAGGAGUCUACACGAAGGCCAACGGACCCAUCCUGAGGGAGUUGUCCGACCCGAACGCCUUUCUGACGCAGCUGCGCAGGCUUCGAAUAGGCGAGAGGUUCCACAAGCGACUGGCGGAAAAGGAGCAGGACCUCGUGGAAGAAGUACUGAAGCUACACACUCCCAACUCCAUGCAAUUCAAUGUGCUCAACCACGGCGACUGCUGGGUGAACAAUGCCAUGUUCCGGUUCGACGAUAUGGGGAAUAUCGAGGACACCGUGCUGCUGGAUUACCAAAUGGUCAAAUACGGGUCACCAGCCAAUGAUCUGUACUACACUAUUCUCUCCUCCGCCGAACGGGAUAUUCGAUUGGCCAAGUUCGACACCAUGGUCCAAUAUUAUUUCUAUUACUUACUAGAUAGCCUCAAGAUACUAAACUACCAGAGUCCAUUACCAAAGCUCCAGGAGAUUCAGGAAGGUCUUAGCAAGAACGGUCUGGCCGCCUAUGUUGUUGUAUCACGGGUAAUGCCCAUCUCGUUAAUGAACCAAUUUGAGGACGAUGUUAAUGACGACUAUGCCUCCAAGAUGAAGUGCUCCAUGUACACCAAUCGCAAGUAUAUUCAGGCGGUUAAGGAGAUCCUGCCUUGGAUGGAGGAGCGGUCACUGUUGGAUUAAGUACGAAGAAGUGAUAAAGUAUAUACCUCCUACUAUAUUUUGGAAAAAUAUGUAUAUAAGUA